This is a messenger RNA of Gongylonema pulchrum, 348 nucleotides long. The record is from the annotation of a GenBank genome assembly. Lineage: Eukaryota; Metazoa; Nematoda; Chromadorea; Rhabditida; Gongylonematidae.
AUGAAAGCAAAACUGUCUAUUGAUCACAGAGGCAAAUUUUAUCAGGAUUUCUAUCGAAUUAUUGUUCAGAAUGAACAAUACGACGAUUGGCGGCAUGUUUUAUCCAAGGUUGAUGCCGGUGAAAAUCACCUGGCUUUACUUUCAACUGCCGCUGAUGGCAAUUUCAUGCAGUCCAUCAAUAUGUCAAUGAAUGAAUUUAGCUUUGAUUUUACGGAACGGCGUCUUGAAACACUUGGCCAGCAGGUAUCCGUGCUGAUCGCUCUAAUGUUCACUUUGGUACUUUCUCUGAUCAGCUAUCAUUUCAUCGCAGCAUUGGCAAUCUUACACCUUUGCCAUGAGCGCAACUGA